Tilletiaria anomala UBC 951 is the source of this 1316-nucleotide messenger RNA. RefSeq names its product Clavaminate synthase-like protein. The record is from RefSeq and is a predicted model, not a curated record. NCBI's taxonomy places the organism in Eukaryota, Fungi, Basidiomycota, Exobasidiomycetes, Georgefischeriales, Tilletiariaceae. The coding region runs from base 1 to 1263 and encodes 420 amino acids. The transcript is spliced from 2 exons. Gene Ontology annotation, molecular function: 2-oxoglutarate-dependent dioxygenase activity.
AUGCCUUCGCUCAGUGAGGAUGACGUCUAUGAGACAUUCCUCGCGCUCGCGAUCGAGGCGCGCGAGCUCGCCGGCAUCGUCGACGCGAGCGUUGUUACAUCGUCACCGUCAUCAUCAUCACCUUCAUUCUCCUCAUUCAGUCACAACUCCUCCUUCCAUCUGCACGAACCUCCAAGCGCCUUGAAGUUCUCUCGCAUUGUUGCCGAGCACCUGCCUGCCCUUAUCGACGGAGUCGCACAGCGUCACUUCCCGCGCGCUUACAAGGAGUGGAAGCGUACCAGCCAUCUGUGCAGCCGCAUGAGUGGUAGGAAGGUCAAAGUCGCCUUGACGCCCAAUGGGCGUGCAGAUGACAUCGUUAUAAUGCAGAGCAUGAAAGAUGAGCGCCAGGCUGAAGAAACGAGACGUGCCGCUCGAUGUGCCAGGACUUUCGAUGAGCUUUUCCUUGCUCUUCACCCUAACGAUGAGGAAGGAAAACAGGGCAUGGUGGCCUAUCUCCAGUCGCAAGACUCGAAUUUGACAUCUAAAGAAGAAAACUUGGCUGGCGACUUCGCUCCUUUGCUUCGAGACCUGCAAUGGGCUCCUUCCUCCUCAUCUGCUUCCUCAUCUUCAUAUAGUGCGCCUCCGCGUACCGACAUACCAUGGGCUACUGAAGCGCUCGGCGUUGCACCUGAAGCCACCAACAUCUGGAUCGGCACGUCGCGCUCGCAGAGUUCGAUGCAUCGUGAUCACUACGAGAACCUUUUCACAUGCUUCCGGGGCAAGAAGACAUUUACACUUUACCCGCCUUGGGAGAACUUCUUCUUUGAAGGCGACGAUGUAUAUGAUGUCUAUCGCUGGCGCCUGCUGGAGAGGAAGGAAGGAGAAGACACCUGUGACUACGUACGCGGCUCGGCUUUGUUUGAACUCGCUAAGGAAGACUCCCCGCCGACACCGUGGAUCCAGAUAGAUCCGACUCAGCCCGUCUCGCACCCACGCAACGCAAAACAUUCCAUUUACGUCCGCGCUCGUGCGUCCCUUCCGCCGAUCAGAGUGGAGGUACACGAAGGUCAGACUCUCUACCUUCCAUCGGGGUGGUAUCACCAUGUGGCGCAGGAGGAAGACGAUGAGUCGGAUGCGGUACUUCAGCGGGAAGGAGAGGGCGUGUGCUUGUGCGUAAAUUGGUGGUACGAGUCGACUGUCAACGAUCGAUGGGCUUGGUCUUCCUUUGCGACGCAGAUGGGAAAGCGGGUUCGUGGCACUUUUGAAAACGAUGACGUGGGGUAGUGCCGAUGGAUGGGGUAAUGUAUUCUGUAUCUCAACGGUUUCCCGUGUGUGGC